CGUCUCGGCUAGCUUGCGAGGACAAUUGGACACGAAUGGCAGUUAUGUCGAAUGAUAAACACUGAACUCUUAACGUCUUAACUGACGUUACCGUAAAAUUGACUCGGUUAUAUUUGGACCUGUUGGUAGUUUAUUUUGUGCGUGCGUGUAUAAUAGUUUGUUUAAACGCUGGUCUGCCUGUAACGAGUUAGCUAGCUAAUAGUUCAAAGUUGUGCAUAAGUCAAAACUUAAGGCUAAUUUACCAGGAUGUCUGACGUAUACGAAGAUGAAGUCUUAUCGGAUGUGGAAGGAGAGGAAGAAACGCGUAUCAAAGAAGUUGGGGAAGACGAGAAGAUGCAAGCUUUCCAUUUGACCAAAGAAACCAUAAGUGAGGGGCUUUCAUUGCUGUGUCGGACAGGAAAUGGACUAGGACAUGCUUUUGUUAGACUGGAUCUAAAGAAAAGAGGACUAAAUGACAUAGCUGCAAUCAGCAGUUAUAUUCACAUACGUUUUCUGGACCUAUCCAACAACUACCUUACCGAUCUUUCUCCUCUGGCAUCUCUGAAUCAGCUGCUUUGGCUGAAGGUUGACAGUAACGCUGUGUCAUGCUUCAAAGGGCAACCCUUUGCUGAGCUGAUCUUCCUGCAGUGGUUGAGUAUGGCAGUGAAUCAGUUAAAAGACCUAAAUGGCCUGGAUGGGCCUUCUUUAGAGAGCCUCAAUCUUACAGGUAACAGUAUUCAGCGAGUGAAUGGUUUUCAGACUGGACAUUUUGCAAAUCUGGUAACUCUAGAAUUGAGGGGAAACCACUUGGAGACCACUGAUGGCAUUAACCUUCCAAACCUGCAGCGUUUAUAUCUGGCCCAAAAUGUAAUCAAACAUCUCGAGGGUUUGGAGAAGUUAGAACGCCUCACCAUCCUUCACCUUAGAGACAAUCAGCUUGAAACUCUGGAUGGCCUCAGCCCCAACAUGAAAUGUCUUCAGUACCUCAACGUCAGAGGUAAUGCAAUCACAGAUGAAAAAGCCCUACAAAGCCUUGGCCUUGUGUCAAAAACUCUGCGUAUUCUGGUGCUUUCUGAGAACCCACUGGUAGAAACUUUAGACUACCGGCUAAGUGUGCUAAUCCUCAUACCACAGCUGGAGCGACUCGACAAGGAGCCCGUCUCCCUCGAGGAAAGCAUUGAAGCCCAGAGGACAAUCAGAGAACUUACAGAAGAGGAAAUACCUGAGCCAUAAGAUUUCAAAAGAUGGUUGAAUGGGGAAGUGUUCAACUAACUUUCUUGAAGAAGCAGGCCUUUUGUUUAUAACUGAGUUAUUGUGAUUGCAACUCUGAUUGCUAAUCACUUGUUCCCUAUUCCAUUUCUUGCACAAAUAAUCACCCAUGUCCUUGUUAAUGUUUUGUCUUACUAAAACAACCAACAAUAAAAUUUCAAGCAAAAUUAAUUAUUUCUGAGUCCAUGGAAAUGUAUAAAUACAUAAUAUCAGGUGAGGUUACAAUGCCAGUGGCCAUGGCAUACGUAGUCUUUUUCACUGAGUAAGGAUGAGAGAGCAAAAUCUGUCGCCACUUCCUUGUUGGCACCCAUCUAGCCGCAGGUUUAAAGGGACAGUUACAGUAUGAAUGUUUAUAGGAAAAUCUAUAUAUUUUCAGAUAUAUAAACACACACAUAUCAGAUAAUACUACUGAUUCUGGUUAGUCGUAGUUUUCGAGGAUGUCUGUGGCAUUUACACACCAAACUAACAUUCUACUUACACAACCAGGAAAUGAAAUCCACACCUCACUGGAAAGACUGAAUGCAGUAAUUGUGGAACUCCCCACCUUUUGAAAUAGUCUGCACAUAUUUUUAUCAGUUCGCCAACAUGGUAGAAGAAAUUUUAGUCAAAUUUUCUGUUAAUUACGUUAAAGCUUUAAAACAUUUGUGGAUGAAAAUGCCACCUCACGCGCUUUUUUGUUGGUAUUUUACGGAUUCAUGGAAGAGAGCUUCAAAGGAGAAGUAAUCUAAGAUGUGCAUCUUUUAUGUUAAACUGAAAAGAGUUUGUGAAAGCAGCAUCAU
Melanotaenia boesemani (Boeseman's rainbowfish) is the source of this 2027-nucleotide messenger RNA. It is a transcript of the gene lrrc23, whose product is annotated as leucine rich repeat containing 23. Gene Ontology annotation, molecular function: protein binding. Lineage: Eukaryota; Metazoa; Chordata; Actinopteri; Atheriniformes; Melanotaeniidae. The transcript is spliced from 8 exons. Bases 247 to 1212 code for a protein of 321 amino acids. The record is from RefSeq and is a predicted model, not a curated record.